AUUGGAUAUCAUUUGACACUUCUGGAAGCAAGGCGUUUGUAAAGAAGCUUUAAAAUGACAGGACGAGCGAGAGCAAGAUCUCGAGGCAGAGGCCGUGGUGAGGAGGCUCCCGUACCAGGCGCACAACCUCCACCACAAGAGGCUGCGAAACCAAUUGUGACUUCAUGUGAAGGAGAACUGGUGGGGAGGGGGAGACAGAGAACGGCACCUGGAGCUAUAUCUGCAGAAGCGAUGGUCCAGAUCUCUGCCGGGUUCCAGCAGAUCAAGAUUGGGGAAAGAGGUGGACGCAGGCGGGAUUUUCACGAUGCAGGCAUCCACACUCGCCAGCUUAUGGAACAUGUGAAAGACUCCAAAACGGGUGUUUCUGGCACUGCCAUUGAACUGAGAGCUAAUUUCAUGCGUCUGGUAUCACGGCCUAUGUGGGCUCUGUAUCAGUACCAUGUGGACUUCAAGCCAGCAAUGGAGUCCCGUCGCUUGCGCACGGCUUUGCUUUACCAGCAUGAGGAGACUUUGGGCAAAGCACACACCUUCGAUGGAGCCAUUCUCUUCCUCCCAAACAAACUGCACAACACUGAGACGAUCCUGUGCAGUGAGACCAAGCAUGGAGAGAAGGUUGAGAUCACUCUGACACUGACCAAUGAGCUGCCUCCAUCUUCUCCUGUAUGCCUGCAGGUUUACAAUGUCCUGUUCAGGAGAAUGCUGAGGAUUCUGAACAUGCAACAGAUUGGUCGCCAUUACUACAAUCCAGAUGAUCCUUUCAACAUUCCCCAGCACAGGUUGACAAUUUGGCCUGGUUUUAUGACCACCAUCCUUCAGUAUGAGUCUAGUGUCAUGCUGUGCACUGAUGUAAGCCACAAGGUCCUGCGCAGCGAGACAGUUCUUGACUUCAUGUACAGUCUGAGACAGCAGUGUGGAGACCAGCGCUUCCCUGAAGCCUGCACCAAGGAGCUUGUGGGCCUGAUAGUCCUCACUAAGUACAACAACAAAACCUACAGGAUUGAUGAUAUUGCCUGGGACCAAAACCCCAACAACACAUUCAAAAGGGGAGAUGCAGAUAUCUCUUUCAGGAACUACUUCAAGACGCAAUAUGGACUGGACAUAACAGAUGGAAACCAGGUUCUGCUGGUCAGUCGUGUGAAGAGACUCGGACCCUCAGGUCGGCCCCCACCAGGACCUGCAUUGCUCAUCCCAGAGUUUUGCUACCUCACGGGUCUGACUGAUAAGAUGCGCUCUGAUUUCAACAUCAUGAAGGAUCUAGCCACACAUACAAGACUGAGUCCUGAACAAAGAGAGAGCAGAAUCAAACGUCUCAUCUCCAACAUUGACAGGAACUCAGAUGUGCAAGAUCAACUGAGUACUUGGGGUCUGAACUUUGAGAACAAGCUGCUGAGCAUGAAUGGAAGAGUUCUGCCUUCUGAGAGGAUCAUACAAGGAGGAAGAGUGUUUGAGUACAGCCCAUGGACAGCAGACUGGACUAAAGAGAUGAGAGGACUCCCUCUGAUAACCUGCAUGCCUCUGGACAACUGGAUGAUGUUCUUUACACGCCGAAAUGCAGAUGUUGCCCAUUCUCUGCUUCAAACUCUCAGCAAAGUGGCCGGGCCAAUGGGAAUCCGCAUGCAGAGAGCCAUCAUGAUUGAGUAUGAAGAUCGUCAGGAAUCUCUCCUGAGAGCCCUGCAACAGAAUGUAACACAUGAUACGCAGAUGGUGGUAGUCAUCCUGCCCACCAACCGAAAGGACAAGUAUGAUUGUGUUAAGAAAUAUCUUUGUGUGGAGUGCCCCACUCCCAGUCAGUGUGUGGUGUCUCGCACCAUCAGCAAACCACAAGCGCUUAUGACAGUGGCCACUAAGAUCGCGCUGCAGAUGAACUGCAAAAUGGGAGGAGAGCUGUGGAGUGUGGAAAUCCCACUUAAGCAGCUAAUGAUUGUAGGCAUUGACUGCUACCAUGAUACUGCUGCAGGGAAGAGGUCCAUUGGAGCACUGGUGGCUAGUCUGAAUCAGGGCAUGUCCAGAUGGUUCUCCAGGUGUGUCUUGCAAAGCCGUGGUCAAGAGAUUAUCGAUGCACUGAAGGCAGCGUUGCAAGAUGCAUUGAAGGCGUAUUUGAAAUACAACAACUCUCUGCCAUCACGCAUCAUCGUGUACCGUGAUGGAGUUGGAGACGGCAUGCUGCAGAGCGUGGUGGACUAUGAAGUCCCUCAGAUCAUGCAGUCCAUCAAGACCAUGGGGGCAAAUUACGAUCCCAAGCUGACGGUUGUUGUGGUGAAAAAGCGGAUCAGUGCCAGAUUCUUCGCUCGAAUUGACGGCAAAAUCACCAACCCUCCUCCAGGAACGGUCAUCGACACCGAAGUCACUCGUCCAGAGUGGUAUGACUUCUUCAUAAUAAGUCAGGCUGUGCGUUUCGGUUGUGUGGCACCUACUCACUACAACGUGGUGUUCGACAACAGCGGUCUCAAACCAGAUCACAUGCAGAGACUCACCUACAAACUAUGCCACAUGUAUUACAACUGGCAGGGGAUUGUCCGAGUGCCUGCACCCUGUCAGUACGCACACAAACUGGCUUUCCUGGUUGGGCAGAGCAUACACAAGGAGCCCAACAGCAAUCUGGAUGACUUCCUAUACUACCUGUAACCUGUUAUCUAAUAACAUGUUUAAUGUGGAAGCAUAAUGAUUGUUUUGCUCUCUUGGUUGAAUUGAAAGUAUACUUGGAAUGUUAAUCAAACUUUGUUCAAAAAAAAUGUUGUGUUGAAUUUUCUAGGCUCUAGUGUGUUUCUGUUCUUGGUUAUAAAUUGAAGUGUAGUGACGGAGGAUUCUUGCAUCUGUGAUAUUUAAAGAAAUUCAAAUUUAUGUUUAAAGGCUUUGAGUGUUGAUUAAUGGACCAUUUAUUUUCUGGUUACAUGUGUGCAAAAUGUUUGUUUGAGAUGCAUUUAUGUUU
Molecule: messenger RNA, 2929 nt
Organism: Triplophysa rosa
Lineage: Eukaryota; Metazoa; Chordata; Actinopteri; Cypriniformes; Nemacheilidae
Gene: piwil1
Product: piwi-like RNA-mediated gene silencing 1
Exons: 21
Coding region: 55-2625 (856 amino acids)
Biological process (GO): regulatory ncRNA-mediated gene silencing
Cellular component (GO): P granule
Molecular function (GO): piRNA binding; protein binding
Source: RefSeq, a predicted model, not a curated record